Messenger RNA from Thalassophryne amazonica, 2772 nucleotides. It is a transcript of the gene ptprea, whose product is annotated as protein tyrosine phosphatase receptor type Ea. The record is from RefSeq and is a predicted model, not a curated record. The coding region runs from base 257 to 2347 and encodes 696 amino acids. Gene Ontology annotation, molecular function: protein tyrosine phosphatase activity. Gene Ontology annotation, biological process: protein dephosphorylation. The transcript is spliced from 22 exons. NCBI's taxonomy places the organism in Eukaryota, Metazoa, Chordata, Actinopteri, Batrachoidiformes, Batrachoididae.
GACAGGCGGCAUCACCUCGUUUUUCCAACACAAUCUGCGCGCAGCGGUUCACGUUGAAGCCGUCAAGGUGGUGAGCUCAACUUAAACCCACAACACUGCACCACCUGGAUCCAGCCAUCCCUUGGCUGUCGUUUGUCCUGUCCUACAACGACGGCGUCAGUGAUGUGACUACUGGCAGGACUCGGUCCGGACCACGUGACCUGCUGUAAUGGAUGUGAGAAUCAGCGUACGUUGACGUAGCACUCAUCCAGUCACAAUGGUCCCACUUCUGUUUUUGGUGGCAACCACAACAACAUCCAAUUACAUGGCGAAUGGAAACCAUACAGAAGAAGGCACCAAGUCUUCCAGCCCCCACAUCCUCCCCACCGUGCUGGUCCUGUCCCUGCUGCUGCUCAUCAUCACGCUGCUGGUCUGGUACUUCCUCAGGUUAAAAAACCAGAGAAAAGCAGUUGUCACGACAGUCGACAAGAAGGUACCGAAUGGCAUCCUGGAGGAACAAGACAUUGGAUACAGUACUGAGUCAUUAUACACGACUUUACCUCCAGAGCAACAGACAGUCGUACUCCUGCCCAGAUCUCCUUCAGCUGCGAAGACUUACCUCCCCAUCCCGGUGGACCACCUGGAGGAGGAGUACAGGCUGCGCUCGGCAGACGACGGCAAACUCUUCAGGGAGGAGUACAAUUCUCUGCCCGGCGGUCAUACCAACGGAACCUACGAGGAGGCCAACAAGGAUGACAACAAGGAGAAGAACAGAUACCCAAAUAUUCUUCCCUAUGAUCAUUCAAGGGUGGUGUUGACUCAGACGGAUGGAAAACCCUGUUCAGACUAUGUGAAUGCUUCUUACAUCGACGGGUACACGGAAAAGAAUAAAUUCAUAGGAGCACAAGGUCCAAAAGAAGACACCGUUGCAGAUUACUGGAGGAUGAUUUGGGAGCAGAAAGUUGCGACUGUUGUCAUGUUGACAAAUCUGAAAGAAAGAAAAGAAGACAAGUGUUACCAGUACUGGCCCGACCAGGGCUGCUGGACAUAUGGGAAUGUGAGAGUGGCUGUGGAAGACUUCACUGUCCUGGUGGAUUACACUAUACGCAAGUUCUGCAUACAAUACGCCAGCGACGUCUCCAAGACUCCUCGUCUGGUUACCCAGCUCCACUUCACCAGCUGGCCCGACUUCGGCGUUCCCUUCUCCCCCAUCGGCAUGCUCAAAUUCCUCAAGAAGGUCAAAGCAGUCAAUCCGCCUUUUUCUGGGCCCAUUGUAGUUCACUGCAGCGCUGGUGUGGGAAGGACCGGAACCUUCAUCGUUAUAGACGCCAUGAUCGACAUGAUGCACGCCGAGCAGAAAGUGGACGUGUUUGGCUUCGUCGCUAAGAUACGAGAACAGCGCUCGCAGCUCAUCCAAACAGAUAUGCAGUACUCAUUCAUCUACCAGGCCCUGCUGGAAUACUACCUCUACGGGGACACAGAGUUGGACGUGUCGUCUCUAGAAGGACAUCUGCACAAACUGCACAACACCUUUGCACCCGGUGACCGGGUCGGCCUGGAGGAGGAGUUUAAGAAACUGACCAACAUGCGAAUAAUGAAGGAAAACAUGAGGACGGGGAACCUUCCUGCCAAUAUGAAGAAGAACAGAGUUCUGCAAAUUAUUCCAUAUGACUUCAACAGAGUUAUUCUCUCCAUGAGAAGAGGGCAGGACUUCACCGACUACAUCAACGCAUCAUUUAUAGAUGGCUACAGACAGAAGGACUACUUUAUAGCCACCCAGGGCCCUCUGCCACAUACAGUGGAGGAUUUCUGGAGAAUGGUGUGGGAAUGGAAAUGUCACUCUAUUGUCAUGCUCACUGAGCUUCAGGAGAGGGAGCAGGACAAAUGUUGCCAGUACUGGCCCACAGAAGCCACAGUCACCUAUGGAAAUUAUACAGUAGAACUGAAGGGUGACACUUUGUGUGACACCUUCAGUCUACGAGACUUGGUACUCAGCUUUGUGCCGGAGAAGCAGACGAGGCUGAUCAGGCACUUCCACUUUCACGGCUGGCCGGAGAUUGGCAUCCCGGCCGAGGGUAAAGGCAUGAUCGACAUCAUCGCCUCAGUGCAGAGACAGCAGCAGCAGUCUGGGAACCAUCCCAUCGUCGUACACUGCAGUGCUGGUGCAGGGCGGACAGGUACGUUCAUUGCACUGAGUAAUAUCCUGGAGCGAGUCAAGGCAGAAGGCCUGCUGGACUUGUUCCAAACUGUGAAGAGUUUACGCAUGCAGAGGCCUCAUAUGGUCCAAACUGUGGAACAAUACGACUUCUGCUACAGGGUGGUACAAGACUUUGUCGACAUUUUCUCAGACUAUGCCAAUUUCAAGUGAGAUUUGCCUUAAAGCCGAUUUUUAAUGUUGUUUUCUAAAGCUGAUUUGUCACUUUUAUGUCUUUCCCUUAUGAAAUGAUUUUCUAUUUUGCUAUGCACUUGUGGCGCCAUUAACUAAAACUCCAUCCUCGCUGUAAUAUACUGUAUGUCAGUAGGUAAAAAUUGUAAAUUUAAAAAAGUUUGAUUAAUAUUGUAUAUUUCAUAUCAUGUAUGAUGAUUAUUUUGUCAUGAAGUGUUGUUUCAGUCAAUCUUUAUUGUAUAAUACUGUAUUUUAAAUGUUUUUGGACUGACUACAUAAUAUUUUUUAAGAGUAAGUUACUGUAAAUGUAUUUAUGUAUUGACUUUCCAUUCUUACGUUUGGAGAACAUGGCAAGAAUGUUUUUUUUAUAUAUAUAUAUAUAUAUAUAUAUAAACCUUCCUUCUGUC